Molecule: messenger RNA, 3045 nt
Organism: Paramecium pentaurelia
Lineage: Eukaryota; Ciliophora; Oligohymenophorea; Peniculida; Parameciidae
Source: the annotation of a GenBank genome assembly
UGAUGAGUCACAUCAAUUAAUUAGGUCCUUUUAUACCACCUUAUAAUGUAAUGUAUCCUUACCGAAAUACUUACUUACCUUACUAUUAUCCGGAUGAGAUGAAGGAAUUACAUUAAUAAAGUACCUAUCGAGUAGAAAUGCUUAAAUGGUACAAUAAUUACAUCCCAAUCUAGGUUGGCUACCCUUGAGAUCAAUGAUUAGUAUCGGAUUUUUUAAAUUAAAGGCUAAGCGAGUACAAUUCCAAUACUUUAGAUGUAUAUUUAUGAUAGACUUUUUGUUCCCUCCCAUUAUGGAAUAAAAUAAAGACAGUAAUUGAAAGAUUUUUACUAGGUUGAACUUGCAAGAGAGGUUUGAUGACUAAUUUAUAAUGACAUCUAAAUAACUUCAUUCAAGAGCUGAAGUAAAAAAUUUUAUAAAAAAGGAAUUUUAUGAAUUGUUGUAAAUCAUUGAUGAAGAAUAGUUUAUGGAUUCAAUUAUUUUAGUUGACGGUGCCUUAAAUAAGUUAGAUCAUUUUUUUUAACUCCUUCAGGACAUUUCAAAUUAUAAAUUUCUUUCAAAACCACCAAAAGCUACUCAUGAAAAAGUUGAGGAUCCUGAAUGGUUUUCUUAGAAAUCUUACCAUAGUUGUAUUGAAUGGAUUGUGAGAGAAUACGAAAAGAAUCUAGCUUAUUAUUUUGCAAUUUCGCAUGAUAAGAAAAAGAAAAUCAAGGAUAAUAAUUAAACCACAAUUAAAAAUAAUAAUUUUGAACUCUAAAAUUUUUUUUAAUUAAAUAUAGCUAACAAUAGAGAGUAGGUAUUCUUUUAUCAUUAUUUUUCAUAGCUAAUAAAGUAUUAUGAAUAAAUAACUAAUGAAAUCUAAAAAAAAUCUGGAAAUCUCGAAAAUAUAUUUUAUUCUAAUAUCUUUUAAAGUCCUGCUAUUAAAACUUAUAAAUCACAGGCAGAAAUUUAAGCUUCAUUUAUUCAAAAGUGCAAUACUGAUUAAAAUAUAAUAAGUUCUAUGUAAAUAACAAAGAUGAGUGAACUUAUUGAAUAAAAAACUUAUUAUCUCAAAAAAUUCUAUACUAUAUUUCUUAACCUUUAUCAAGAGCACUUAGAAUAAGAAUUAUUAAGUAGUGAAUCUUAAUCUAAAUCUAAAACUUCAAAAAGGAAGAAAAAGUAAAAAAAACCCUAAAAACAAACUUUAGUACAGAAUGCUUAAUCAGAGGAGUCAUUAAUAAGGAAUAAUUCUAGAAAUGAUUUAUCCUCCAUGUAACUUUAUUUUAACAUUUAGUGAGAACUUAACAAGUGAUUAAUCAACAUAAGAAGAAGCAUCCAUAAGAUGCUUGGUUUAAGAGUUAAAGAAUACAAAAUUUAUUUAGGAAAUAUAAUUGGGAAAUUCAUUUGAAUCUUUUAAGCAAUCAACAUUUAAAGAAGAGGAAUAGUGGAUUUAAAUUUCCUUAGAUUCUGUGUAAUUAAUAAUUUAAUUAUCUAAUUCUUGCCUGAUUGAAGAACAAGAAUUUGCCUAAAAAUAUUAAUUAAAUAUCAAGUAAUGUAUUAAAAAGAAUAAAUAAAAAUAUCAAUAGCAAAAUAUUGAAAAAUUUGAUCAAUAGAAUAUUUCUAAAGAUAAAUAUUCAAAAUCUUAAUCAUUAUAACCCUCUUCCUAGAAUUCGGCCUUUGAAGCAUAAUUGUAAAAAAAUAAACAGACACCAUCAAAGUAAAGCCUUUAUAAUGUAUAAAAAAUAAAAAAUGAGGAAGACUUAACUUAAUUUUGUAAUAGUAAGGAUAAUCAUGAAUGCUUGGUAUAAUCUUCUGUUAAUUUACGAUAACAAUAGAAAACUAUAUCUGAUAAAUCAAUGAAAAUAAUUAUUGAAGAUAAUACCAAGUUAGGGGAAAAAAAGAUGCUUGAAUUCAUGACGAUGGAUAUUAUUAAUUUUACUGAUAUGAUUUUAUAGGAAUUUGAUGAUCUAUUGCCAUUUAGAGAAUUAGUUUAUAAUAGAGUCAAAGUAACAAUAUAGAGCUUAUUUUUUUUGCAUGAUGAUAAAAUUAAGUAAAAACUAAAAAUAAUAAUAUAUAUAAAGACUCUUUGGUUCUUGUGCAACAGGACUUGCAUUGAUAGAUUCCGACAUUGAUAUUGGCAUUAUUUCGUUUGAAGGUUUUGAGAAAUCAUCACUUCGAUAACCAUUUAACUAAUUGUAUAAUACAUUUCUAUAAACGAAAUGGGUAACAAAAUCAAAGUACACAUUAAGAUGGAUAGUAGAUCUAUUUUUAACACAAUGGUUCCUGUGAUAAAACUUGAAAUAGAUCCAUUAAUACCUUUUAGCGAAUUUGAUUCAAGAUAUUUAAACCUAGACGAUAAUUUAAUAACAAAGUGGAAAUCCAUAAAGCAAAAGGUGAAAUCAGGAAUAAAAGUGGAUAUUUCAUUUAGUUUUCAUCAUAAUCAUUUAGGAUAUGAAUCAACUGAUAUGAUUAUCAAAUGGAUGUAGGAAUAUCCAACUAUCCAACAAUUGGUUUUGAUUUUGAAAACUAUAAUAAAAAAAUUAGGAUAUUCAGAAGCUUUUAAAGGUAAAUAUUUAUAUUCCAUAAAUUUAAGGUGGAUUAUCCUCAUUUUCUUUAAUUGUGAUAGUUUACUGUUAUCUUAGAGAGAAUCGAGUGAAAUCAGAAUUGUUGGGUCAAUAAUUUUUAGAUAUGAUGUACUUCUUUUCUCAUGAAUUCUCACCAGAUAUUUAAGGUAUAGGUUUACCAAGUUUAGAUUAAUUUAUAGAGCCUAACAAACCAAGGUAUAAUGAAAAAAUUAAUAUUAGUUAUUUUUUUUUAUUGACUGAUUAUUGUUUACCUCCAUUGCCAAUAACAAUAUUCUCUCCACUUAACAAUAGAUUGAUUAGUGCUUAAUGUGUUUAAAUUGAUAGCUUAUUGAAAUUCUUCAAAAGAAUAUAUGAUUAAUCAUAAUAAAAUUUAGAAUUUUUCAAUGUUUAUGUGACAUUUGGGAAGAAAAAGUAAUAAAGAUAAAGUAAGGAGAUUAUAAACUUUAUUAACUAAAUCUUAAUGAUGAUUGAAUAAAUAAAAUGA